CUCCCACAGAGAUCUAAUUAUUUUAACUCAAUUAAAAUUAAAUUACCAGCUUUAGAUUUAAACACAUCAUAGUUUGUGUUGCAAUGUGAGCAAAUGUGUGACCUAAUACGGAAACGUUGAACGGGUGUGAAUACUUCCUCAAUGUGAUGCAUGAAUGUCUUAAAUGCCUAAAAACCAUGAACUGAACUCCUGCUUUGUGCUCCACAGGUGGACCUGGCGUCGCACCUCAGACCUCAGCGACUAUUUAACAGCAGAGCAGAGGCAACGGUAGCAGGACGGUUAUGAAGCUGUGGAGAGAUGUGUGAUAUGGACACAACCAUGCUGACGGACCACAGGAUCCCAGCUGGGGAGAACCUCACAGCGCGCCCCAACCACACCCAGGAGACCCUCGGCGUUCUGCAGACCUCAGAGAACAUCGAGCAUUAUCUCAUCAACAUUUUCCUCUCUGGCUUUUACACCAUGAUCCUGUUUCCCAUCGGCCUCCUGGGGAACAUCCUGAUCCUGGUGGUGAACGCGGACCAUAAGGGCCGGCUGGCGGCGCCGGACCUGUACUUUGUGAACCUGGCGGUGGCGGACCUGAUCCUGGUGGCCGACUCGUUGAUCGAGGUGUUUAACCUGAAGAGGGGCUACUACGACAACGCCGGCCUCUGCACCUUCAUGAACCUCUUCCAGCAGGUCAACCUGUACAGCAGCGUCUUCUUCCUCACCUGGAUGAGCUUCGACCGCUGCGUGGCGCUGACCCGCAUCGCCGGCGCCGGCGUGGCCCACGCCCGCCUCAGCUGCUGCCUGAUCUGGGCCUUCUCCUGCCUGCUCACCCUGCUGCCCUUCGCCGUGGCUCAGGUGCAGCAUUCGGGCGAGCUGAACUUCUGCUUCGCCAACGUGAGCCAGAUCCAGUGGCUGGAGGUGACGCUGGGCUUCCUGCUGCCGUUCUGCGUCAUGGGCGUGUGCUACUGGAGGAUAGCGCGGGUGCUGCGGCGCAGCCAGAGGGACCAGUGCAGCCCGCAGCAGAGGCCCCGCAGGCAGAGGGCCCUGCGCAUGAUCUCCGCCGCCGUGCUGGUCUUCUUCGUCUGCUGGCUCCCGGUCAACGUCUUCAUAAGCGUUCACCUGCUGAGGGGCGACGCGGGCGGCGACGCGGGCGGCGACACGGGCGGCGACACGCUGUGGGAGGUUUACCCGCUGACGGGCCACGCCGUCCGGCUCGCCGCCUUCUCCAACAGCUGCCUCAACCCGCUCGUCUACGGCUUUCUGGGAGAGACUUUCCGCAGAAGGCUGCGGCUGUUGCUGCAGAAGAAGAAACACGGAUCCAAGCUGCACAGGUGGGCUUCAGAGAGAGCCGUUUAUCUGGCAGCCGCGCCGCCGUGUCGCCGCGCCACAUGUGACACGGCGAGCCACGCCUCCGAUUGGGCCACCGACGGCCUCCCACACAGAGAACCCACUGACAGCAACCAGGACACGUUACAGGACAGCAGGACAGCGGGGAGCUUCACUGCUGUAAAAACUGAAGCGUAUUUGUUUUUUAAAUGUAACUCGGGUUAAAAUCGUCCAAUAGCUGAGGACAUCUGACUGAACGUCCUGAAACCAACCAGUGAUCAGAAAUACACCAGGAGGACGGUUUCAGCGCGU
Messenger RNA from Fundulus heteroclitus (mummichog), 1623 nucleotides. Its product is annotated as G-protein coupled estrogen receptor 1-like. The transcript has a single exon. Gene Ontology annotation, cellular component: membrane. The coding region runs from base 298 to 1536 and encodes 412 amino acids. Gene Ontology annotation, biological process: cellular response to estradiol stimulus; G protein-coupled receptor signaling pathway. Gene Ontology annotation, molecular function: G protein-coupled receptor activity; nuclear estrogen receptor activity. The record is from RefSeq and is a predicted model, not a curated record. NCBI's taxonomy places the organism in Eukaryota, Metazoa, Chordata, Actinopteri, Cyprinodontiformes, Fundulidae.